CGGCUGACGACUGUAAAUACCGCUCAAUUACUGCAAUCCAAAAUGGCAUCAAAACGUAUAAAAAACAUUAUUUCCGAGCUGUAAAUCAGCUCAAUAAAUCUUUCACUGAGAAUUUGAGUGAUUGUGUUGUGCAGUGGACUAAAGGUGUCUUUGAAAAAAUAUAAAUCGCGAUUGUUAACCAGUGUUUUUGGUUAUAAAAAUGCCUAGAGUCAAAGCAUCACCUAAAAAGUGUGUAAAAUCAAACUCUCAGUCGAACACUUGGGUUUUUCUUGUAAAAGGUGAAGCCCUCGAAAUUCCAGAGGGAUGGGCAGGAACUACCACUCCAGAUGUAGUUCAACUCAGACAUCCACAAAGUGGGGCUCCUGCACUGUUUCUAUUCAGUCCUUCAGAUACAAUAGUACAAGAAGUGUUGACUUUUUCGGAGAAUCAGAGGUCGUGGUUAAUUGAAGACGGAACCAAGUCUGAUGGAAAACUUCAGCUAUCAACGCCAGUAGACCCUUUGUUCCUAGUUCUUCCCUAUUUGAGAAAGCUUCCCCAUGCCGCACCCUUGGAUCAGAUCAUCAAGGAUGACGAAUUUCCAGAAACAGAAAGACUGCUUUCAUCUGCUGGUCUCAAACAUAUAGGACAGAUUGCGGAUAAAAAAAGUGAAGAACUGAAUGCUUACAUCUACAACGAAGAAAAAGCACUGAGCUGGCUGCAAAAAAAGACUGAACGCGUGGCAGAUGUGCUGAAAGAGAAGGGCAUCCAUUGCUCGGGUGGAGCCGCCAUUUCAUCCACUUUCGUCAAAAGUUCCAAGUCCAGCGAAUCUCCAGAAGCCUACCUGAAGUACGCACACGGCGUCAUCUCCGAGUAUUUGGCGGACGACCUGAGUGCCAAACUGAGCCGACGCCUGGGCGUGGCUACGUCAUCAGACUCCACUGCGCAUGCGCACAACAAACGCAAACAGCUGUUGUCGCCCAACGGCGAAAACAAGCGCACCAAGGUCACCACCGAUGACCUUGAACGUCCGCCUAACAACAGUGUGCUUGAUCUCUCCAAACCGGUGCCCGCCAAAUCACAGACAAGCAUUAGCUCAAAAGAGAAGGCCCGCGCCAAAGCUGCAGCAGGCUCUAAAAAUAUUUCGUCUUUCUUCAAAAAGAAAUAAAAGCGAACAACGAAAAGAAAAAUUGGAAAAUGAUCGCUUCUCUUAUGAGUUUCACUUGAAACUGUCAGCAUUUAUUAUAAAUGACACCACCGCUUCCCAUACGAAAAUAAUGCUGACAGUUUGAAGUGAAUCCACCGUGACUGUGCGCGUGCGCGAACUCCUUCAAUCUAGACAUUUUUCCAUACUUUCAAGUGUUUUAAAAUAUUAGGACAGUGAUUUUUGGUGAUAAUCUCUUAGUAAAAGAAGGAUAAGAUGAAUGAGUAAUAAGGUAAGAAAACAUCCAGUAAUAAUUAGUAGUAUAAGUUUUGUCAAGUCUACUGUAAUGAAUUCUCAAUAUCUUUAGGAAAAACAAUCAAUUUUAUAGGAAAUGAUAACAAUGCUGAGUCCUACAUAAUAUAUGUGGAACGUUUUAAAUUUACAAAAUUGUUUGAAAAAUGAAGAUCAACGAAAUACUUAUAUCUCGGAAUUUCAUUAGCAACUAUCAUAAGAAAGGUAUUGAGAACUUUUAAACGUACAAUAAAUCUGUCAAUGUACAUGGUUCAAAAAGCAUCGGAGUCUAGUAAUUGUUUGGUUGUGAGUUUGAAUCAAGCAAAUUUGUUUGAUAAAAUUUAUUUGAUCAAACACGCACAACAAAAACUUGAAAGGUCAUCAUCCAGCGACAAAAAAAACUUUUCUUAUAGAUUGAUCAGUUGAUUCAAAUUUUUUUAUACAUUUUAAUUCAGGAGACGGCUUUACCUCGCUGUGAAAUACUACAUUUUUCAAAGAAAAGUAUUUUUUAAGAGAACGCCUUUUUUAUUGGAUUUUUUUGCUGGUGUGCAAAUCAAAUUAAAAAUAAUUAUUCCAACAUUGCAGCCCUUAAGUUCAUAGAUCAAAAACUUAUCAACAUCAUGCAAGAAUUUCUGAAUUUAAAUAUUUCAUAUUAUGACUUGUUUAAAAUAUAUUCUUGAAGUUCAUUCUAAGAAGUAAACCUUGAAAUAACCUUGUUUAAAGCUCACAUAAACGUCAGAAGAAGUAUUUAAUUGAUAUCGCAUUGUUCUGUGUACAUUGACUGAAUUCAUCCAAAACUUUAAUAUUUCUUACUUUUUCCUUUUAUUCUAUCAAUUGUUCAAAGUAUUCACUAUUGAAGGACCAUUAAGAAUUUUCAAAUACCAUCCAUUAAAAAAUAAAAACUAUGACAUUUAACGGCUAGCUCCACAAUCUCCAAUCAGAUAUAACUUGCAAUCACUGGUUAAUCAUGGUUUAGGCCUUAUUGUAGGUCGUGAAACUACCCGUUAAAUCAUAAGUUAGCUAGAGUGAGGUUCACUUCAAUCUGUCAGCUGUCCGUUGUUUGAAUGGGGAGCAUUGCUGUUAUCGAUGAGGAAUUCUGACGGUUUUAAGUGGUGUAAAACUCACUAUAGCUGUUCUUCAAUAAUGUGAAUAACUAAGACUGUGUACAUAGAUAUAUUAUUUGUAUUGAUAGCUAUUAUAAAUGUGAAUCAAUCAGUUUACUUUCUAUUGUACUAGUUGAAAAUUGAAUUCUGAUUACUACAAUAGAAUAGAUGCAUUGCCUAUCUACGUUUUCAUAAUAUGCAAUACAUAGUUGUAACAAUUGAAGUAUUUAACAAUUCCAAUAUUGAAUUGAAUUUUGAAGAAUUUUAUAUUAUCUUGGAGUUUAGUGUUCAUAUUUUAUACAAAAAAGUUGUAGACGAUUUUUUAAAGAUUCUUAUGUUCCAAUAAUCAAAUUCGAAUAAUUAUCGGGUCUAUAACACAAUCAGGCUUUACGUUAUAAUAGGCUUUAUCUCUUGAAUUUAUUUGCUUUUUCAAACUUUCUUGAACGGUUGUGAUGUUCUAUUAUUUACAUAAUACAGUAUUAGUGUUAUGUCUUAUGUGGCAUUAGCUAUUUAGUUUUGUAUAAAUAUAUAUUAUACUUUUAGGGCCGGUUUCCGAGCUCAGGAUUUGGCUAAGUCCUAGACUUAAAACUGCUGGAGUCAGAAAAUUAGCUUUCCAAAACGGGGUGUAGUCGCAAUUUUUAUAACAGUAGUCGCAGUUUUUAUUUUCUCAUUUCUAUAGUUUGUAACGUUUUUCCUUGGCGAAAUCAAACAUUUCUAAAUAACUCAAAAUAGCUCAAACUUUACACUAUUUUCUCUUUGUUUUAUUUUGUGUUUAAUUUUCUAGUUUUUUGAAAUUUAAUUCAAACGUGACUAUGACAAUGACUGCGACUACGUCCCGUUUCGGAAAGCCAAUUUUCUGACUCCAGCUGUUUAAAGUCUUGGACAUAGCCAAAUCCCGAGCUCGGAAACCGGCCCUUUGUGUGUUCAUGAACUUCUUGAGUUCCUAUUGGUCAUUACUAUGAGAAAUCAUGAUAGGAGUGCGAUUAAAAUGUGUCAUACAUUAUUCCGAUUUAAGUCAAAAGAGUCCGAGUUUUAAGUACUUGAAAUUCUAAAAUUUGAAACAGUUUUUUUUUUUUUUUUUUGACUGAAUUAUAUUCAUUCAUUCAAUGAUCACAGAACACAAAUCAUUGAAAUGAUUGGGGAAGGACCAACAGGCUCAGCCCAAAACUGUUCCUUUCCCGAAGUUUUAUUCAUACAUUAAGUCCAAACAGUAGGUUAUGUUUCAUUCACUUUUGAAUUGUGAGUCCAAUUUUCAGUGUAAACACUAUAAAACAAAUUUUAGUGACUUUCUGCAAUAAUUAUCUCAAAAUCACGCUCCCUACAAUAGUUAUAUUAAUGUUCAUACUUGAAAAAAUAAACUUGGAUUAAUUCAUAAUUUUUAUUUUCUUUGCUGGAUAAACUAAAAAUAAGUCGGAUGAAUACUUUAUAAUAAGAAUUAUACAUUAUUUGUAGUAUUAGAGGUAUCCUUUUGUUAUCAUGUUCAUAAUGAAUAAUGUGACUAGAAUUUUAUUACUACAUCACUUCUAUCAAAACAAUGAUAAAAUUUCAUAGGUUUAAUCUUAGCCAGUGACAAUGAUCUAUUAGUUUUAUUUUUUGUUUUUACUCUUUCAUAUUCUCAUAGGGUCAUUCAUUAGAUUUACAAUCUACUAGCACAAAAGUAUAUUUAUUUAUCUUGUAUUCAAUAUGAGAAUUGUACUGAUUACAUACUGUCCUAAUAUUAGUUAUUAUUGAGUUGGUUACAUUGAAUGCGUUUAAAUGUAUCUCACUACGCGUGCCCAACAUUUAAUUAGCUAGUAGUUUCAUUUUUAUUUUGUUAUAUUUUAUUUUUGUAUAUAUUUAUUGAUGUGUAGACUAUAAUUGUUCACCUCCAAGAGGCAGUAAACUUUUUGUCAAUAUAAAAUAAUAUUGUUCAAUAUUUAGUAAAUUUAUUGUUCAAUCGAUUGAUAGCAAUAAUUCAUGAUGAUUCGUUGUUUCGAGAUUGUUUUUUGAAUGUGGCAAUAUUUUUGUACUGUAAAACUUUCCAAUAAUUAUUUGUUUGUGUAGUUAUGUGUCUGAAAGUAAUGAAAUCGUUCAAAAGUUUAAAAAA
Molecule: messenger RNA, 4600 nt
Organism: Nilaparvata lugens (brown planthopper)
Lineage: Eukaryota; Metazoa; Arthropoda; Insecta; Hemiptera; Delphacidae
Product: ribonuclease H2 subunit B
Exons: 7
Coding region: 200-1144 (314 amino acids)
Biological process (GO): ribonucleotide metabolic process; RNA catabolic process
Cellular component (GO): nucleoplasm; ribonuclease H2 complex
Source: RefSeq, a predicted model, not a curated record